Molecule: messenger RNA, 3331 nt
Organism: Rotaria sp. Silwood2
Lineage: Eukaryota; Metazoa; Rotifera; Eurotatoria; Philodinida; Philodinidae
Source: the annotation of a GenBank genome assembly
CCACUUCACUCUCUCUAUAACUAUCCAUAUCACUCUUACUUUACUUAAAACACAAACAAGCACACCCACACCCCUCACCAGCAACCCACACCAACACCCACACCCACAGCCACAGCCACAGCCACACCCAUACCCAUACCCACACCCACACCCACACCGACACCGACACCCACACCCACACCCACACCCACACCCACACCCACACCCACGCCCACACCCACAUCUACACGGUCAAAGGUUAUUAUUGUUAUAUAUUUAACCCUGGAUAUGAUUUAUUUAAAUUUUAGGAAAAAAAAAGAUUAUUCAAAAUUAUUGUUUUCUCAAUAUUUAACGAUGGAUGUGAUGAAGAAAAAUUCCAGACAUAACAUCUAGACGGUCAAAGCUUAUUAUUGAUAUAUAUAUAACUCUGGAUAUCACUGAUUUCAAUUUCAGAAAAAAAAAAUUAACCCCUGGUUAUACACUAGUAUGAUGUGAUAUUAUGCGGACGUCCUGGGUGUACAUCUAUAGUUCAAGUAUGACGUGGUCAACCAUAUCAUGUCGUGGAAUGUAUUAUGCCGUGGUAUGUCCCUCUCUCUUUUUCUCUCUAUCUCUAUGCUGUAGUCUGUCCUACGAGAGAGAUCACUUUCUCUCGCCUCGACUAUAAAUAGAGCGAAUUUUCAUAGAUUGCAUUCAUUCGAAGAUAUUCGCAACAGCGAUAACAUCAACUAUUCUACUAAUCUUAUCACUGGGACGAACAACUGUAUUCACUGUUAUGAUUCAUGAUCAGGUCUGUUAAUAUAUUUACAUGUUAUCUGCUUUUACUUCACUAAAAUAUUUUCUUACAGAUACUAUGGAACCAACGGCAUUAAAUUAUUCUUCAACUAUACAAGCAAGUAAACGUCUGAUCUUUUCUUUUAUAUUAAUAUGUAUAUAUAUAUUUCUACUGUAUGUAUGCGUCAUAUAUGAAAUUCGAUUUCUUUCUUAUUUUUUUUUAUCAUUAUCUGCUAACACACCAUAUAGUUGGAGAAUCUCUUAUUCAAAAUUAUUGGAAGUUUUCUUUUAUAACUUUCUAAUAAUAGAAUAUUAUGUCUUCUUAUAGAUUCAGAGUUCUUAAUAACUCUUGACUUUAGUUGUACAUAGUUGGAGAAAAAUUAUAUAUAUUUUUACAUCUAUUAUCUUAAGCAAUUGAUAAUUGACCACCUUAGCUCUGGUCGAAACACCUGUCUUGCUAGCUUUUGAUAGAUUCAUAUUUUGAACCACCUAUCUUUAAACACACCCUAUUAUAUGAGAAUCUCUUUCGAAAAUUUGUUGGGUUUUAAUUAUUUAUAUUAUUUAUCCGAUAAAUAUUCAUUUGUGAAACACAUUAGCUUGGAAGUUAUCUAUGACUUUUAACUAUAUUAUUUGCAGUAGGAGAGUUAUUACUUUGAGUAACAUCAUAUAAUCAAUCUAAAGCAAUUGAUAAGCUUAAGCUUCCAGCACUUAUCGAAACCGGUCUUGCUAGCUAAUAAUUGAUUAUAAAAAUUUGAUAUUCUAUCAACACACUUAUUUUUAUAGCUGUACUGCUUAUUAUUAAAAAAUAAGUAGAUAUAGUUCUGUGUAGUGAUUCAAAAUUAUAUUUUGGAUCUAUUCUACUAGGACUUUGGCCACUUGAUAAGAUUGAGUCAGAAAUAUCGAAAUAAUCUAAGGUUAUCGUGGUAACUAUACACACUGAUUUUGUUGUUAUGUUAUUGAAUCUUUACUACCUCAUUUAAUUGAGUGAGUUUUGAUUUAUUAUGUAACUAUAAGUUCUAAACAUGCCUGAUGAUUGAACCCUUAAGCAAGGUUCGAAACGCGUCGUGUGAUGCUCUCAAUCUCAAAACUCUAUUAUAAUUAAAUAUUAUUAUACUGGAUUUUGGUUAUUACGAAAUAGUUCUAAUACUUCUUCAAGUUAUUGGAGAGUUUAGAAUUCCUAUGUAAUAAUAGAUUGUAAACAUGCCUGAUGAGUCCCUUAAGCAAGGACGAAACGUCGUGUGAUGCUCUCAAUCUCAAAACUCUAUUAUAAUUAUAUAUUAAGCAAUUGAUAAUUGACCACCUUAGCUCUGGUCGAAACCGGUCUUGCUAGCUUUAUAUAUAUUCUUGAUUUGAUUUUCGAAUCAUUUCUACUUCAACACACCCAUUAAGUUGGAGAAUCUCUUUUAUCUUAUUGGAAGUUUUAUUUAUUAUAUAACUUUCUAAUAAUUUAUUAUUAUGUCUUCUAUUAGAUUUGAGAGUUCUUAUAACUCUUGACUAUAGUUGUACAUAGUAGGAGAAAAAUUUUAUAUUUUAUCAUCAUAUAUUAAGCAAUUGAUAAUUGACCACCUUAGCUCUGGUCGAAACCGGUCUUGCUAGCUUUAUAUAUACAUAUAGAUUUGAUUUUCGAAUCAUUUCUACUUCAACACACCCACACCCACACACCUACACUCACACUUACACCCAACCCAUUAGUAACCAUCGUGUAAACAAGGUGUGCAGAAAAAAAUGUAUUUCGAGCUUCGCAAUAACUUGAAUGACUUUUGUAACGACCAUUAGCAAAAAAAUUGACGUUAGCCUUAUCGAGUUGUAGGUAUCAGGGUGCAUUAUUCUCUACUUCCGACUUACAAUUCGAUAGUAAUUAUUUUUUUCAAUCAAAUGAAAGAGGUGGUUAUUAAAUAUAGAUUGUUGCUCAUUAAAGGUAGAUAUUAUAUAUAGAUGGGGGUGAAACACAGUAUUCUAUCACAAUUUUUUGUGCAGUAAUUAUCUGUGAAAAAAUCAUGAUUUUCGAUUAGUUGUAAACAAAUAAUUAUUUUUGCGCAUAGACUAAUUCCGUUUUUUGAGUAAUAUAUAUACCAGCAAUAUUUUCAUUCAACAAAUAGAACUAUUUUAUCAAUAGCAAAGAAGUAAGUAUAAGAAUAUCUAUAGAAACACUUUCUAUAUAAAAGACAAUACAUUUUUUUUAGUUUGUAAAAUGAAGCAAUCAAUUUCAUGGAUAAUUGCUUUGUCAAUAGUAUAUGCUGUUCGUUGUCAACAACAAACAAUAGUUGAUACAUCAACACAAGCAAGUUGUACUGAAACACCAAUACAAAAUCCAAGUCGUGAAAAUCGUUGGGCUCAAGCUGGUCUUGAUACAAAUGUUGAUAUAUAUUUAAAAUGUGGUGAUAUAAUUGCAUUCAAAUUAGAAUGGUUUCCAGUUGGAAGUGAAAAAUGGUCUGAUUGGUUUGUUGUAGGUGUUAAUGAUGUUGAUAUAAAAAGUGAUGGCCCAUCAUUAAGAUUAAAACGUUGGUGGAGUUAUUUUGCUGAUCAUCGUCAUAAAUAUAUUAUAUGUACACAAAACAACUUCAAAGGUUGUUCAUGUUAA